This is a messenger RNA of Cucurbita pepo subsp. pepo (vegetable marrow), 1597 nucleotides long. Its product is annotated as CBS domain protein with a domain protein (DUF21). The record is from RefSeq and is a predicted model, not a curated record. NCBI's taxonomy places the organism in Eukaryota, Viridiplantae, Streptophyta, Magnoliopsida, Cucurbitales, Cucurbitaceae. Gene Ontology annotation, cellular component: cytoplasm. Gene Ontology annotation, biological process: magnesium ion homeostasis; intracellular manganese ion homeostasis.
AAACAGAUGGCUACAAGUGAUGUCCCAUGCUGUGAGCCAAGGUUCUGGAUGUAUCUUCUGAUAUGUGUGGGUUUGGUUGCUUUUGCUGGUCUUAUGUCGGGCCUUACGCUAGGACUUAUGUCGCUCAGUUUGGUCGAUCUCGAGGUCCUUGCCAAGUCUGGCAGGCCUGACGAUCGCAAAAAUGCUGCCAAAAUUCUGCCCAUAGUAAAGAACCAGCAUUUGCUUCUUUGCACGCUCCUUAUAAGCAAUGCCAUGGCAAUGGAGGCUCUGCCCAUCUUCAUCGAUGCCCUUCUCCCAGCUUGGGGAGCCAUUGUGAUAUCAGUCACUCUCAUACUAACUUUCGGAGAGAUUAUUCCUCAAGCUAUUUGCUCAAGGUAUGGAUUGAGCGUCGGCGCAAGGCUGUCGGUCAUUGUUCGGGUGCUUCUCUUAGUCCUCUUUCCUUUGGCUUACCCCAUCAGUAAGAUAUUAGAUUGGCUUCUGGGCAAGGGGCAUUCUACACUUCUAAGAAGGGCAGAGCUCAAGACAUUUGUGGAUAUGCAUGGGAACAAGGCAGGCAAAGGUGGAGAAUUGACUCAAGAAGAAACCACCAUAAUCACUGGAGCUUUGGACAUGACACUCAAAACUGCCAAGGAUGCUAUGACUCCGUUAUCCAAAUUGUUUUCACUUGAUAUAAAUUCCAAACUUGAUGAGAAAACCAUGGAGAUCAUUUUAAGGAAAGGACAUAGUCGAGUGCCGAUCUACUCGGGACAUCCAACUAAUAUCAUCGGUAUUAUUUUGGUUAAAGAUCUGAUCAAAUUUGAUCCACAGGAUGAAACUCCCAUCAGAAAUCUCACCAUCAGAAAAGUUCCAAGGGUACAUGAGAACUUACCUUUAUAUGACAUAUUGAACCAGUUCCAACAAGGACAUAGUCAUAUGGCUGUUGUCAUUAAGAGCCACAAGGAAGCCAGAGAGCCAGCAGAUUCCAAAACUGCGGAUUUUAACGAAUCAGAACUCGAAACCACGACGAGAACCGAAACGGAGUUGGAAUAUAUUAAGCUGCAGAUAAGGAAUAUCCAUUCUAAUGUAAGUAGUGAGACAAAUGGAAAAUCAAUGCCAGAUUUUGAUGAAGAUGUUAUUGGUAUCAUAACGCUGGAAGAUGUCAUGGAAGAACUUUUACAGGAAGAGAUAUUGGAUGAGACUGACGAAUACGUUGCUGUUCAUAACAAGCUGAAAGUGAAUAUGAGAGUAAGGAGAUCAAAGUCAGAAUCUCCAGGAGCAGCCCAUCUGCGCUGGAUAUCACCAAUGCCAUCCCCACUGUCUUCAUACCAUCACUCUCCACUUUCUUCAUCGUAUAAUCACUCACCAAUGCCUCCGCGUAUUCACUCCCCAUUUACUCCACCGCCUCUCUCUUCUUCCCUUGGAAAUUACUUGCACUCUUCUCCCACUCCAUCUCCCGUUUCUCCAAAUAAGGUUUCAAGGAAAUCGUACGAAAAGCUGAAGCAGGCAUAUGGAUCAUAGAGCGCAGUUUUUAUUUUAUUUCUGUUGAUAUCAAAUAGUCUCGUGAAGCUACUCGUUACUUAAAGGGUUUAAUUAAACGAGGAUGCAUGCUUGGCCUUAA